GGGCUGGACACGGAAGGGCCCCUCACCUCGCGUCUCUCUCCGCUUCUGCUGCAAUCAAGAGCCAAGAAGCUUCCCAUUAAUGCCGAAAUCUCUCUCCCUGUGUCUCUCCGAGGAGAAGAUGCAGAAGUGGGGCAGGAAGAAGAAGAACCAACUCUCCCUCCUCUUCGUCCUCUUCCUCUGCUUCUUCGUGCUCUUCAAAAUUACUAUCCUCAGCAAUGGCGGAAUCACGAGAAGCCGAGGAGAUGACGACCCGCAUUCAAAUUCAAAUUCAAAUCCCAACCCUUCUUCUCUCCCUACUUAUCUCACCUCCAACGCUUCGACUCCUCGAGUCGCGAAUCGAGUCUUAGGUGCUUCGGACUGGUCGAAGGCCUGCACUACCAUCCAGAGCUACAAAAGAAGGGCGGCAGUUGCAGCGGAAGACGGUCGGCAGCACGAGAGCAAAUCCGACGGUUGCAACUUGUUCUCGGGGAGAUGGGUCUACGAUAACCGUUCAUAUCCGCUGUAUGAGGAGCUCGAUUGCCCUUACAUGUCGGAUCAGUUGGCGUGCAGAAAGCACGGCCGGCCCGACAGGGAUUACCAGAGCUGGCGAUGGCAGCCUGACAGUUGCGAGUUAAAGAGAUGGAAUGCAACUGAGAUGCUGGAGAAGCUAAGAGGGAAGCGGCUUAUGUUUGCGGGAGAUUCGCUAAACCGAGGCCAGUGGAUUUCCAUGGUCUGCCUCGUACAAUCUGCGAUUCCUGCUGGCAAGAAGUCGAUGACGCCUAACGCCGGUUUAACGAAAUUUAUGGCCGAGGAGUAUAAUGCUUCUAUUGAGUUUUACUGGGCACCACUGAUUGUAGAAUCAAAUUCCGAUGACCCGAUAAACCACAGACUAGAUGAGAGGAAAAUCCGACCGGAUUCACUGCUUAAGCACGCAGCUGAAUGGGCGAAUGCCGAUAUACUCAUCUUCAACUCAUACUUGUGGUGGCGGAGCGGAAAUAAGAUAAAGCUUGUAUGGAGCAGUAGUGAAGAGGACAUUUGCGAAGAAGCCGACGGAAUAGACGCAAUGAAGUUGGCCCUGGAGACCUGGGCAGGGUGGGUCUCAACAAGUGUAGAUCCCCAGAAGCAGCAGGUUUUCUUUGUUACAAUGUCGCCCACGCACCUCUGGAGCAGGGAAUGGAAUCCGGGCAGCGACGGAAACUGCUACGACGAGAGAGCGCCGAUCGACGACGAGGGCUACUGGGGGAGUGGAUCUGACGUAGAAACCAUGCAUGCGGUGGCGGCGAUAAUGGCUAAACUGGGCAGAAAGAUCACGGUUCUCAACAUUACCCAACUAUCGGAGUAUCGAAAGGACGGGCACCCCUCGAUCUACCGGAAGUUCUGGGAGGCGCUGACCCCGCGACAGCUCGCAAAUCCGGCCAGCUACGCCGACUGCAUACACUGGUGCCUGCCCGGCGUGCCGGACGUCUGGAAUGAACUCCUAUUCAAUUCAUUGUAGCUGUACAGAAAAACCUGCAGUGGAAAUGGAAUUUAUCAGCACAUUGAUUGAGGUGGAUCAACUUGCUCUGUAAAAAGUUUGCCGAUGUAAACUGAUGCUAUCUUUGUUCUUUUCUUUAUUUCCCCUCUGAUGGUGACAGAUACAAUGUUUUUGAAGUGUGUUUGCUUUGCCGAAAGCGCAGAAAAGUAUAGUUGUUUUGGACCGCAA
This is a messenger RNA of Ananas comosus (pineapple), 1681 nucleotides long. Its product is annotated as protein trichome birefringence-like 35. Gene Ontology annotation, cellular component: Golgi apparatus. NCBI's taxonomy places the organism in Eukaryota, Viridiplantae, Streptophyta, Magnoliopsida, Poales, Bromeliaceae. Bases 80 to 1474 code for a protein of 464 amino acids. The record is from RefSeq and is a predicted model, not a curated record. Gene Ontology annotation, molecular function: O-acetyltransferase activity. The transcript has 6 exons.